This is a messenger RNA of Salvia splendens (bonfire salvia), 954 nucleotides long. RefSeq names its product vicilin-like seed storage protein At2g18540. Bases 1 to 954 code for a protein of 317 amino acids. The transcript has a single exon. The record is from RefSeq and is a predicted model, not a curated record. NCBI's taxonomy places the organism in Eukaryota, Viridiplantae, Streptophyta, Magnoliopsida, Lamiales, Lamiaceae.
AUGGGUGGACCGCUGGAAAAGGGGGAAGAGGUUGAGCAGCAGUUGCCAACUAUAGAGAAAAGCGCAGAGGAGCCCACCGUCCAGAAAGAUGAAGUUUUAGAUAUUGUCAGACUAAUAGACACGGAGGUGGAGCCAAGCUUGAUAGCUGAAAUACCAGAAGAGACUCAAGCGGAGUCAAUUCCCAUGGAAAUAGCAACAGUGAAUGAACAUAUAGAGGAAGUCGAGGAACCACUACUCACCCAUGAGGAAGCCGCAGCAAACUUGGCAACAAGGAAUUCUGAGGCUAUUGAGAUGGAUAUGGAAGUGGAUGAGAACCGGACUGCUGGAUGGAACUCUACUGAGAGGAUAGAGAAAAAUACUGAUGAAACACUGGAGAGAAGGGAAGUGGUGAUUGUAACUGAUGAAGAGGAGGAGACUGAACAGGUGCCUCACAGUGAUGAGGCUGCUGAAGCAAAAGCUGCUGCCAUCCUUACCUAUCAGCGGAUGCUAGCUAGAGAAGAGACCUCAAGGAGGAGGUCUGAAGAAGAACUAUCGAGGGAAGCCCCUAGACAGAGAGCAGGAGGGAAUGUGAAUAGUCCAGCAAGGAGUGCGGUGGAAAUUCCACGCUGCAGAAGGAGGCUCCUAAUUGACGAAGAACAUGAGGAAAAAGAAGAUGUUAUCUUCACACCGAUAGACGCACAACCUAGUUUUGGGCAGCCCAACCCACCUGCUGAGGUAGAAGACUGUGAAAGAGAAAGGAGGGAGCGACAAAGGAAGGGGAAUACCAUCGCUACCCCAUUGAAAAAGAAGCCAAGGCAGGCCUCAACAACCUUGGUAAUUCAAGAAGGAAGAGAGAGAGUCGAGGAAAGAGAUGAUGAGGAAGAUGAGGCGCUGAGCAUGGAGCGCCGUUCUAAGCGAAGAAAUGAUGGGGUGAGGAGUGCGUCCGAGCAGAGGCCGGAGAUGGCCAAGAUAUAA